Messenger RNA from Bactrocera oleae (olive fruit fly), 2925 nucleotides. Its product is annotated as serine protease 7. Gene Ontology annotation, molecular function: serine-type endopeptidase activity. The record is from RefSeq and is a predicted model, not a curated record. Gene Ontology annotation, biological process: proteolysis. NCBI's taxonomy places the organism in Eukaryota, Metazoa, Arthropoda, Insecta, Diptera, Tephritidae.
AGCUUAAUACAACAAAAGCUUCUUCCCACUUAAUGUCAUUCAGCUGCACGAUCGAUCAGCUUGUCAGAUCCCGGAAUUAGUAGCAUUUUAGAUGCGAGACCAACAGUAGCAAAGUAUGUGGAGACAGGUUACUAGAAUUUUAGUGUUGCUUUUUAGCGACAUUCUCAUUGCUGCGCAUAAUGGGCCAGCAUACGAAUCUGCGCCACCAAACUGUCUAAACCCAAAUCAUAAAGUCGGCCAGUGCAUAUCAAUCUACGAAUGCCGUUCGUUGGCUUUCGUGUUAAGAAAACAAUUAACGGCACAAUAUAGUUUCGUACGUAUGUCGCAAUGUGACGGUGGCGCUUAUGCAAGAGGAAAAUUUCCCUUCGUUUGUUGCACGAGCGAUACGAAGUUUCUCGAUCCAAAUGAUGACCAGAAACAACGCAUUAUCUUUCCGGAUACGAAAAUAACGGAAGUACCUGAUGUCGGACGUCAGACUGUCGCCUUUAUUACACCCCCACACUGUGGUGCGCUGACUAUUUCGAAUAAGAUUUUUGGCGGUGAGGAAGCUGAGAUUACAGAAUUUACCUGGAUGGUUAAGUUGGAAUAUAAGAACGAAAGUGGCUUAAUUCUGUCGGAAUGUGCCGGUUCUUUAAUCAACGAACGAUAUGUUCUAACUGCAGCCCAUUGUGUGGUCGGUCCUAUAGAGCAGAAAAUUGGAAAACUCGUUACCAUUUUUAUAGGGGAUCAAGCAAACUCAUCUUCAUAUAAUUACAAUCAUUAUGAGUAUUCACCGUCCUCUCAACGCUUCGGCGUUGAAUCUGUUAUCGUGCACAAGCAUUACGGUUACGAUCCGUUUACAAAUGUACAUGAACAUAAUGACAUAGCGUUGAUUCGACUGAAUAUGUCUGUGGAUUUUAAUAACUACAUCCAGCCUGUUUGCUUGCCGGUACCAACUCUACAAAAGGAGCUAACUGAAGGACAACCUCUGACUGUAGCUGGUUGGGGUCAUACUGGUUUAUCCCGACAUAGCAGGGUGAAGAAAAAAGUCCACUUGCCCCUAUUUUCAAUGGAAAAGUGUCGCCAUAUUUUCGAGACUCAGACAUCACUAUCUGAUGAGCAACUCUGCGCUGGCGGUGUAUUUUAUGAAGACGCAUGCACUGGUGAUUCUGGCGGUCCACUUAUGCGCCUUCAUUCAGCCUCUUGGGUUCUAGAGGGUGUUGUGUCAUUUGGGCGCCAGAGCUGCGGUCAAGAAAAUAUUCCGGGAAUUUAUACUCGUGUACGAAGUUAUAUCGAUUGGAUCGCUGAUCACAUGGAACCUUGCCUGAAAAUGUUGCGCGCACUUUUUAUCACCGUUAUAAGCGCGCUGUCAACCAACUUAGCGUUUGGACAAUACUUCGAAACGCAGACGCGCCGCUGUUUCAAUCCCAAUCAACGUCCAGGCACAUGCGUCUCGAUUUACGAUUGUCAGACAUUGUUGUCGGUGCUACAACGCGGCGCAAUCCAACCGCUCGACACCGAAUUUCUGCGCGCCUCCGAAUGUAUCGGCGGAUACGGCAAUGGUCCGUAUGUGUGCUGCACCGGAGAUACCGGUUUCACGCGCAACACCUACGACGACUACAGCCGCCAGACCGGCACGGUGCUAUUUCCCGUCGGCUUUGGUGAGGGUCGACAACGGCAGAGGCAGCGCUUAAGCGCAGUAGCUGGUGGUGGGCGUGGCUUUAAUAGCAUCGCCGGCAACGAUGGCAGCGGCAAGCAGCCCAGAGACCAGACAGUUGGUGCGCAAACAUCUGUCGCGGCCGUGCUGCCGCGCUUGCCCACCUGUGGCGGUGUGACAAUAUCGAAUAAAAUCUACAGCGGCACAGAUGCGGAUCUCUAUGAGUUUCCGUGGAUGGUGUUGCUCGAGUACAAUCGACGUUCCGGUGGCUUGUCAACCAACUGCGCAGGUUCGCUCAUAAAUAAUCGCUAUGUACUGACGGCGGCGCAUUGCGUGAAAGGUGCCAUUGAGAAGCAAAUCGGAACACUUAUUGGCGUUCGACUAGGCGAAUAUGACACCACGAAACCAACCGAUUGCAAUGACUACUCAUGCGCUCCCGCGGCCAUACGUGUCGGCAUUGAGGAGACCAUUCCACACGAGCAAUAUGAUGACAAUUCUGCCAAUAAGGAGAAUGACAUCGCAUUGAUUCGUCUCGAUCAGGAUAUACGCUUCUCAAAUUCCAUACGUCCCAUCUGUCUGCCAUCGGCCGUGGCUCAAGAGCGCUCGGCACCGGUUAGCGGUACACAGUACACCGUCGCCGGUUGGGGUAGCACGCUGCGCAGGCCAAAAAGUGCUGUAAAACAAAAAUUACAAGUGCCACUUGUGGAUUUGUCACAAUGUCAGCGCAAGUAUCGUGAACGCAAGGUGAACGUGGUGAGUAAUCAACUGUGUGCCGGUGGCGUUUAUGCCGAGGAUAGUUGUGAGGGCGACUCCGGUGGUCCACUAAUGCGCUUUCGCAACGAUGCUUGGGUCUUGGAGGGCAUCGUAUCGUUUGGCUACAAGUGCGGUUUAAGCGGCUGGCCGGCGGUGCAUACUCGCGUGGCGAACUAUGACGACUGGAUACGAAGCAAAUUACGCAAUUAAUUUAAUUUUGUCUUAAUACACUGAAUUUAUAUGUAAAUUAUAUAAGUUUAUAUGUAUAUCUAUAGGUUAAAUUAGCAUUUAAUAACAUGAAUUUAAUUGUGAUCUUGCCAUUAGUUUCUCAUUUCCGUUCGUGUCAUAUUCAAGUAUUCCAAAAACUAUAAUCCAUAAAUAUACAUAUGUUAUAACAAGCAGAUUUAUCAUAAUUCAUUUAGCUAUAUGUAGAAAAUAAUUUAUAUUAUAUAGUACAAGUAUUUAUAAUGCAAUGAAGAAACAGUUAUUUCGUGUUGUUAAAAAUUCAAUAAAAAAUAUUAAAAAUAUUAAUGUUA